Messenger RNA from Micromonas commoda, 1191 nucleotides. RefSeq lists its product as hypothetical. NCBI's taxonomy places the organism in Eukaryota, Viridiplantae, Chlorophyta, Mamiellophyceae, Mamiellales, Mamiellaceae. The transcript has a single exon. The record is from RefSeq and is a predicted model, not a curated record. Bases 15 to 1010 code for a protein of 331 amino acids.
AUCGCGCGACACGCAUGGCAACCACGGCCUCGCUCUCCUUCGCCGCCUCGCUCGGCGCUCCCGCGACGUCCCGUCGCGCCGUGCGCUCUCGCGCUCGUUCCAGAGUCGUCCGCGCGUCCGUCGAGAUCGAGCCGGGCUCCGAUCCCGCCCCGGACGCGUCCCCCGCGCCGGCUCAGAUCGUCGUCUUCGGCUCGAACGGCAAGACCGGCGCGAGAUGCGUGCAGUACGCGGCUCGGGCGGGCAUCCCCGUCACGGCGUGCACGCGCUCCGGCUCGUGGAGCCCUCAGAACAUCAACCUCACCUCCGAUGAGCGGUCGCUGGUCACCGCCGCCGCCGGCGACGUCGCCAAGGCGAGCGCCGCGGAGCUGACGUCGACGCUCCAAGGCGCGGGAGCGUGCAUCUUCGCGGCGUCCGCGUCCCCGUCGGGAGGAUCCCCGCAGGACGUGGACAAGGCCGGCCUGGUCGCCGUCGCGCGCGCGUGCAUCGCGGCGAACGUCCCGAGGCUCGUCAUCGUCUCGUCCGGCAGCGUCAGCAAGCCGCUCUCGCCCGUGUACGUCUUCCUGAACCUCUUCGGCGGCAUCAUGCGAGCCAAGAUCGAGGGCGAAGACGCCGUGCGGUCCCUGUACUUCAAGAGGGACGGUGCGGACUACGUCGUGGUCCGACCGGGUGGUUUGACCGAGGACGAACCCAGGGGCGUCGGGGCCAUCGAGCUCAACCAAGGGGACGACAAGAGCGGUCGCAUCUCUCGUUCCGACGUCGCGGCGAUUUGCGUCGAAGCCGCGGUGGGCGCCAACGGGUGCGUGGGUAACUCCACGUUUGAGUGUUACUGGGCGGACUCCGCCAAGGGCUUGGACGCCGUCGGGUUCUCCAACAUGAUGGGGGGAACAAACACGGACGGGGACUACGUGAGCGGGAUGGAGCGGAGGGGAAACACGUGGAACGAGAUCUUCGCCGGCUUAAAAGCCGACGCGCCUGGAAUCGCGCAGCAGGGCGUCGGUCCCAGCCUGUGAAGAAUACGAUGGCGACAAAAAGGUAAAAGCCAAAAUAUCCCAAGAGAUCUUAUCAUCGCGCGCCGUCCUCCGUCUCAGCCUCCGCCCGCUCCCCCUUCACGACCGGGACGAGACCGUCUUCGUCCCCGUCGUCGUCUUCGUCGUCGUCGUCGCCGAUGAUCUUGUAGUAGUCGUCUGCGUC